Molecule: messenger RNA, 5765 nt
Organism: Phlebotomus papatasi
Lineage: Eukaryota; Metazoa; Arthropoda; Insecta; Diptera; Psychodidae
Exons: 3
Coding region: 95-2470 (791 amino acids)
Cellular component (GO): extracellular matrix
Molecular function (GO): protein binding
Source: RefSeq, a predicted model, not a curated record
GCAAUUUUACUUUCUGCCAGACUGGCUGUUAUUACUAAUAUGAUUAAUUAUUUCUUGUUUUCAAUUUGAGGUGCUAUAAAACAAGUUAUCUGAAAUGUUUAGAGGUCACAUAUUAAGUACGUCUCUCAUAUUUUUUGUACUAUUUAACGGAAUACUAAUCAAGGCUAAAUCAGUUGAGGAUUCUCGCAGGUUGUAUAAAGUUGAAAAAUACGCCUUAUAUCUAACAAAUCUAAAUUUAACUGAAAUUGAUAAAGAUGUCUUGAAAAAGGCAGAAUCUGUGGUCCACAAAUUAGUUUUGGAUGGAAACACUGGACUUGAUUUACCGAAAAGAGACUUUAUAUUUGAAGAUGAACAGUUUCAAUCAUUUCACUGUAUUGUUUGCAACAUUUCCCUAAUCUACAAGGAAACUUUCUCAAAGCUUCCCCAUUUAAGGGAAGUUAUCAUCCGGGAGAAUCCUCUUAGGGCUAUCCAUCCGGAUACUUUCAAGGAGAAUGCCUUACUACGGAGGUUGGAUUUAAGGAAUAAUAAACUCAAGGCUUUCAACAGCAUGGGUAUACUAAAUCAUAUGAGAAAUCUUAUGAUCAUACACUUAAGUCACAAUGAAUUUAACAUGGACGUGAAGUAUCCUAUAAUCUACAUGGACUACAUGGUGAGACUUGAUUGUGAAGGGUGCAACAUUUCCCGGGUUUCCCCUGCAGCUCUUUCAGGAAUUGGAAUACUCUACAACUUAAACUUACGACACAACAACAUGCAACACUACAACUUGACGAUUAAAGGACUUAGGACGCUUGAUCUAUCCCACAACCCUUUAAAUCUUACAGAUGUAUCCUUGAAUCAACCUGAUAUGGAGAUCUUCAGUUGCAACAACUGCUCAACAAGACACAUCAGCGAAGAGUUGUUUAUGAACUGCACUGAUCUCCUCACUGUGGAAAUGCGCAAAAAUGGUCUUGAGAAAAUUCACCAUAACGCUUUUAGUAACAACAACUUCCUCAAAACCUUAGAAUUUGAUCAUAACAAUCUAAGACAUAUUCCAGGAAAAGUUAUCAAGAUGGAUUCAUUGAAGCAACUUUGCUUCGACUACAAUCCAAUUGAGAUGACUAAGGAUAACUGGAAAUUAUUGAAUAUCUAUUUUACUGUGGGUUUAGGUGAAACGUGUAAGAUCAGGAAGAAAUCAAGUAUUACUGCUGGACUCUUGCAUCAAAUCCCUCACAAUGAAAGAGCCAGAUUUAUACGACAACGCAUUUACAACGAAAAUGCUGUAGUGCUGCAGAACGUAACGUUCAUCUCACCGGAUUAUUUUCAAGAUGAUCACGACACGUUCCAUGCGCUUGUAAUGGAUGGCAACUAUCAAUUCAAUUUCCAUCCCAAUACUCCUUUUACGUUUUACAGUAAAUUGAAAGAGUUCCGAUGCAACGGAUGUGGUAUUACGAGAAUUUAUGAGGAAACUUUCAAGUAUACUCCUCAUCUGAGACAUGUACAACUGAAAGACAAUAAAAUCACGCAUUUUGCAUUGGAAUCCUUCCAUCACAAUGUUAGACUACAGACACUUAUUCUCGAUAGGAAUCCUAUUGAGAUUGUAUAUAGUAAAGCAACAAAGCACUUUGAUGAUGGUUUAGACAUCCUCCUUUCAUCAGAUUAUUCGCCCCAGCAGGAUAUUUCCGACAAGAUUCUGUCCAAUCUUGAGAAAUUUACUUGCUCAAGUUGUAAUAUUUCCAUUUUGCAUGAGAACACUUUCAAAUUGACUCCCAAUAUUCGAGAAGUUGAUUUAAGUGGUCACAACUUAAGUGUUCUCAGCCAAACAAUCAACUUUGGUUCGUCCAUUGAACAACUGAAUCUAUUGGGAAAUCUUCAAGAAUUCCCGAUGCACUUGCUGAAUUUGUCAAAUUUGGAAAUCUUGUGCAUCAACUAUUCUUUGAUCAAUGCAACGGAAAUUGUUGUUCAAAUGGAAUCUACAACUGACAAGUUGAUAGCGAGGUUGCUAAGUUUGUCUUGUCUGGAAUAUCCAUCUGUGGACUGUGACAGGAAAUUUGCAAUUGCAAGUUUAAAAAGAACCCUUGAGGAGUUCACAGAACUGAGGGAAAAAGAACAACAAGCACUGCAACAAUUAACAAGCACUACAACAGAAACCGUAACUACAACUACAACAACACAAAGCUCAACAACAGAAGUGCUGACAAAAACAACAAUUGAUUUAAAUUUUGACGUCGACAACAUGUUGCUAAAUGAAACAUAUCCUGAAAAGGAAAAUCUUAUUUUAGAACAAAGUGAAAGUAUAAUUGAAUCAGAUGGAAAUAAUGUUGAUGAGCCUACCGAGCAUUCCCCAGUUACAUCCUCAGAUGUUAUCAACGUAGCGUCAUUGUUCGGGGAUAGACCUGAUAUCCCGGGAUCAUACGAAAGUUCUGCUACGACUUUAAUUAUAAGUUUAAAUAUCCUAUUUGUUGCUUUUAUUUUUUCAGCUUCUUUUCCAUGAGCCUAUUUGCAUCAAAAUUGUGCCAAAAACUGUUUUAGUCAACAUGGGUAUUUUUGAUCUCGUUCAAAAAGAUUAUCUAAGUUGAUUUUCGGUUUUAUACGGAAACUAUAUAAGGAUCUGUAGGUUUAUUCAUAAGAAUUUGAAUUGUAAGGCUAAAACCGGUAAAACAUUCUCAAUCUACGAGAAUAUAGUCUUAAAUUGCAGAACAGAUUGUAAAAUAAGUUGCAGAUAAAAAGAGAGGUCAUAUAGUCCAUGGUAUGGUCAUGUUCAGUGCAUGGAUGAAGAAAGACUUCUCAGAAAAGCUAUGCAAGCAAUUAUGGAGGAGCUUCGACUUCGAGGUAGGCCUAGGUCAAAGUAGCUGAAGCAACUUCAGGAUCUUGCCUUUCAGAGCCUUAGGAACGGCCGUGAACAUUUUCUUGAAGUCGCGGAGGAUCGAAAAGCACUGGACCAGGGUACCCUAAGUCCGCAACCCUGAUUGGGACAAGUGAUUUAAGAUUUUGAAGUUGGUUCUUCUAUUAAAAUUGCAACGAUCAUUAUUUGAAAGUUGCCAAUCAUUUGUCUUCGCGACAACGGGACGACAAGAAGGAAAUUCGUUUGGACCACCUUUAAUAUUGCAAGCUUUAAAGUUUGAAUUUACUAUUAAACACUAAACAAGGACGUGGCUAAUUGGGGGCAGGAAAGAGCUGUUGCUCCAAUAAUAUGCGAUAUUCCGACAAGGGGAAUCAAUCUAGGUUCGACCAAGUAAACGAAAGCAUGGAACUCUGAGUUCUGGGUCUUGAGCAGUGGAUAAUUUUGUUAUCCCAGGGCCCAGGACAACAAAAUUACGCUCAAGAAGCUUUCUAAGAAUUUUUAGUGUUAUAUUUGGCGGACAAUAUGAUUAAAAUUCUGUUAUACCCUGCUUCCAGUAGGUUCAAAGGUCUACGUAUGUAUGAUCUACAGCCAAUCGGUAUUUGUUCUAUUUCCUUAAUUUCAUAUAACUAAAUAAAUGUUUUCUUUUUUUAUUAAUUGCAAUUGAAAUUCCUAUGAAUAUACCCAAAGUUCGCUAUACAUACCUAAUAAUGUUUAUGUAAAUGAGCUUUCAGGGGUAUCCUAGGAUAGGGGAUUAAGUUUCUGCUAAAUUUUCGAUUACAAUUCUUUUUUGAAAUGUGUUUUAAAAAAUAAAUACAAAAAGAACUAAAAAUAUCAAAAUUACUCUUAAAAAAUAGUGAUGAUUAUUUUUGAUCAAUAAGAAAAAAAAUGGACAUAAAGUCUCUUGAUUUUGUACCGUGAAAGACUUGCUCUCUACUUACAGUUCUGUAAGAUUUAAAAUUUGAUGAGUUUUAUGAAAAAUUGAAGGUAGCAUCUGUUUUUGAUGCUAUUUUGACCAGUAACAUUCAGUGUACUCCUAUGAGGAAGGAUAGUAUUGGGGUUGGCGAAAUCUACCGAUACUACUGAGGUCACAAUUGUCGGAUAAAUCGUACGCUUCAGAAAUCAAAGCUAUAGUAUAAUAUUUUGAAUCAAUACCAAGCCUGAAGCGCCUGAAGCCUGACUGAGAUGUUUUAUAUUAAAUUUUAAAAAGCAAAGCAGAUAUAAAAAAAAGACCACAAAAAUACAAUUAACAACAUUAAUGGGGAAUAUUCUAUUACGUUAUUCGUAGGAUCCAGUUUAUCAGGAUUACGCGCUUGUAAUUAUGGAGAACAUCUAAGGAAACAUAAGCCCGGGAUUAGUUUUAAUCAUAUAGUUUAAUGUACAAAAUUGAACAACAUACCAGUAUUUUGCUAGUCAGUAAAUUCGGAAAAUCUCUAACCUAUGGCACAGCCCCUAUAUCAAUAUGAAAAGUCUAAACUAAGUAAGAGCAAAGGGUAUAAUAAUACGAUAUCAUUGUAAAAUAUAAAAAAAAGCAAGAGAAAAUGAUAAUAAAAAAAAUUAAUAAAGGGUCUUUUCCAGAAAAUGUAUGGGACUAGCUAUUAAAUUACUUAUUAAGUACUUAAUAAGUACUUAAUUUUAGGUGUAGGUAUGUAUGUAUGUACAGCCCCAUAAUGUAUUAGUUAUGUAUAGUGAUAUGAGUUAAAUAAAUAAAUAAAUAAAAUAACUAUACAUGUAUAACUAAUUCAAGGCUUUUAUGAAUAAAUCUUAGCUUUAACACGUUUUUUUAUUGUUGGAUGAGAUUUUUCGACCUUUAGUGGUGUAUUACUCCGGUAUAUUACAUAGCUAUAAAUGGCCCCUUAGAGCGGGAAGAAGAGACCAAGUCUUGGGAAGCGACAUUCAGACGACUUAGGGUUAACUUCAAACUUAACGCUUUAUUGGACUUAAGAUUUGAGCUCGUAACUAAAGAAAAAACGGCCACUUCCUUGAUUUUAAGGCGCAUUUAGAGCUUCAAGGCGACAUCCGAUCUGAAAACGUAGGUAACUUUUUGCUUGUCAGGCCAAUAACGACGGAUCUUCUCAUUUGCCUUUGUUCUAAAAUUUUUAGAACGAAGUUACGCAUGCAAAGUUUGACAUUGCGUCAGUUUUGAUAAUAUUUUCUUUCAUUUUCUUUCUUGAUUUGAAUUUAGGCUGAUCAUAUCUUAUCUUAGACAGUUGCACUAUAAAAAUCAUUGGUAUUUAUAAUAAAUAUUUAUUAUAAGGUAUACAUUAUAAUGUAAAGAAUUUAAAUCCUAUGACCGUUAUAACGCAUCUUUGACAGCAUCUCUCUGCACACACCUAAUAGAUUAUAUUUUUUAGCUAAAUAGAUCCCGGCUGAUAGAUUCUCUUCCCUAUUCGCUGGAAAGUCACAUUUCUCGGCUUUCGCUUCAAGCAAGGGCUUUUACUGGCGGUAUAGUUCUAUAGCCCGCCGUGUAAGGGAUUGCUUAACAGAAGACACUGUCAGGCAAUCGGUAACAUUUUCUGGAAGAGUUCGAAUAUAGCUGGGUCUUUAAGGAACUACGUAAUAAUUUUUCCAGGUCAAAGCUUGAAUCGAUUAAAGGAAAUAUAAAGAAAUUUACUUGUAGGAAACUACCGUCCUCCGAAGCUUAAAGAUUUUCCCUUACUCAUAAACAGCGUAGACGCUACUUUAUCCCCCUAUACUGUUCGUAAGCUUUUCUUUAAUUUUAGAACUUAUGGUCUUCUUCACGGUCUUCUCCGAUCUGGUCUAUCAUGCCCGAUCGGAGAAGACCAUCCUUAAGUGAUGGAAUUAAAGAAAAACUUCGAAACAGCAGGGAUAGGGCAGAAACAGCGACUUCUACGGUACUUAGAAGGUCAGUUCCUUCCUUUACAUGAGUGAUUGAAAAAAAAUCAUGUUUUUUUUAAUGUCCUACUAAAAUUAUUCUUUUAUUCAA